AUACAUAUAUACAUGCAUAUAUAUACACGACCUGCUAAGGUCCCUCCCCCUGACGUCAACUUAAGAACCAUUCGGAUUUGAAACUCUUCGUCUUCUCCUCUCUUUACAAAACCCAUUUUUCUUCUCUCUUUCCCCAAAACCCUUCUCUCUAUCGUCUUCUCUUCGCUCCCAAAACACCCGAAGAAGGAAUAUUUUUUGUUUCUUCCUGCAAAAGCUCAAAACUUUCGACAAAACUCAGAAGAAUCUCGUUUGAAGGAAAUGGAUUACGCCUCUAGAAUCGGAGAGGUAGCGGAGGGAGUGGGAGAAUUAGAGGAAGAGCGCAUCAAUCUUCCUCCUGGCUUCAGGUUUCAUCCGACCGAUGAAGAACUCGUAACCCACUACCUGAGACCGAAGGUUCUAAACGCCUCCUUCUCCGCACGAGCCAUCGGUGAAGUCGAUCUCAACAAGGUCGAACCUUGGGACCUGCCCUGGAGGGCUAAGAUGGGGGAGAAGGAGUGGUACUUCUUCUGUGUAAGAGACCGGAAAUACCCGACCGGUUUAAGGACGAACCGGGCCACCGAGGCCGGUUAUUGGAAAGCCACCGGCAAAGACAAGGAGAUCUUUAAAGGCAAAUCACUCGUCGGUAUGAAGAAAACUCUAGUUUUCUACAAAGGCAGAGCUCCUAAAGGCGAAAAAACCAAUUGGGUCAUGCACGAAUACCGCUUGGAAGGCAAAUACUCUGCAGACUAUCUCUCCAAAGCCGCAAAGAACGAGUGGGUGAUUUGUCGUGUUUUUCAAAAACGAGCCGAUGGCAAGAAAGUACAUAUCUCCGGUUUAACGGGGAUUGGUUCACAUGACAACCAAUUCGGUUCAACCUCCGGUUUACCUCCUCUUACGGAUUCUUCUCCGUACAUCAAAUUUGGUGGCGGAGACUCCUUAACCGGUGCCGGUUCUGCGUCUCACGUGACCUGCUUCUCCGAUCAAGCAACAGCCGGCCGCGAGACACCUCAGCGGCGGCUUGAGUCAAAUGACAGAUUUACCCCUCCCUUAUUCGGUUCUACGCUGGCUUUCCAACCGCUUUCUUCUUCCCCAAGUCUUCCCCAGUUGAUACCGAACAACAAUAUCGGUUCUCUGCUUUACUCUGAUUCGGUAUUCUUACAAGACAGUUCAAUAUUGAAGAUGCUGCUCCAAGGCCAAGCAACCGAGCUAAGUGAAAAUUACCAAAAACCCGUGAUCUCGGAGAGCUCCGGUUUGAUCCGGGGAUCUUUUGAGAGGAACAUUCCUUCCGGUUCUGCCGGUCCGGUAGAUAUGGGUUGCUCUUGGAAUUAUUGAGUUUGAAAAAAAUUGGGGUAUUUUAGGGAUUUAUAGAUUGUUUUUUAUGUAUUGUGGUUUGGAGUAGUUAUGUGUGUGAAUGUUGUGAGAUACACAGCAAAUUAUUGGUGAUCAUUCUUGUAAAAUUUGUAAAAAGAAAGGAGUAAUUGUUUAACAUUAUUUCUAUUUUAA
Tarenaya hassleriana is the source of this 1482-nucleotide messenger RNA. Its product is annotated as NAC domain-containing protein 92. The record is from RefSeq and is a predicted model, not a curated record. The transcript has 3 exons. Bases 259 to 1311 code for a protein of 350 amino acids. Gene Ontology annotation, biological process: regulation of DNA-templated transcription. NCBI's taxonomy places the organism in Eukaryota, Viridiplantae, Streptophyta, Magnoliopsida, Brassicales, Cleomaceae. Gene Ontology annotation, molecular function: DNA binding.